Messenger RNA from Aegilops tauschii subsp. strangulata, 1281 nucleotides. The record is from RefSeq and is a predicted model, not a curated record. Lineage: Eukaryota; Viridiplantae; Streptophyta; Magnoliopsida; Poales; Poaceae.
AUGCAUCAGUCAGACAGUGGCCGGACAAUAGCCUGGCUCGGCCCGACGCCCAGCCCCGUGCUGCUGCCGCAGGCAGCGCUCCAUCGCGCGCGGCCAUCGUCGCGCUCCCCGCGCUGGCGCUGCUCAUAUCGCCGCACGUGCUCGCUGCUCCGGCUCCGCCGCAGCUGCCUGCUGCUUCGCUCGCCUCCACACCAGUGCCGGCCCUGCUCCUCCGCCUCCCGCGCGCUACUCUACCGGGCUCCGGAGCCGCUGGCCGGGUCGCGCGUCCUGCGCCGGCUCCGCCUCGGGCUCACGUCGUCGUCCUGGCGCCGGCGUCCUCCGCCCCCCGUGUCGUCCGGCCUUCCGCCGCUGCGCCGCCUCGUGACGCCCGGCCGACUCCUCCAGCCACCGCCUCGACUCGGUCGCGCCCAACUCGUCCGCCCCGACACGCCUGGCCUCCUCUCCGUCUCGCGCCGCGCCGGCCGACGCCCCGGCCGCCUGCUCUGCCUCGCGCCGCGCCGGCUGCCUGGCCUCCUCUCCGCCUCGCUCCGUGCCGGUUGUGCCGCCCCCGGCGCCGGCUCCGCCAAGCCUCGUCCGGCUCCUGCGCAUCACCACGCCCGCGGGCCGCGCUCCUGGCUGCCUGCAACGCCGUCGCCGCCUAGCGCCUCCCUGCGUCGCGCGGGGCUACCUGCUUGCGUCGCGCGCCUCCUCAGCAUCGCCCUGGCUGCUGCCGGCCGCAUCCGCCUCGCCUCUGCCGGCAUCCACCCGCGCCCCGAGCUCGGCCUCCCGUCGCCGGCGCCGCUUGGCCCCGCUUCCGUCCUCUCCGCACCGGCUCCUCCCCGCCAGGUGCUCCGCGCCGGUCCUCUGCGCCGGCUCCGGCUUCCCGAAACCCGGCCGGCCAGCUCUCGCACGACGGCUUCCCCCGCAUCCUGGACUCCUCCGUCUGCGUCAAGGCCGACUCCCGCGCACCUGUGCAUCACACCGAAGACCGCGCGCGCCUCUCCAUCGCCGCGUCUGAGGCCCCCGUUUGCUCCGCGCCUGACCGCUCCUCCACCGCCUGUCACCGGCUGCUGCGCGCACGCCGGCGGCACCCGGCCGCCCCGCUCCGGGCCGCCUUCGUCUCAUCGCGCUGUGACCCAGCGCCCGGCCUCGCGCGCCCCUGCGCCGGCUCCCCUACCGCGCCUCUGGCCGGCUGCGUCGCGCGCCACUGCCGCCGGCUCUCGCGUCAAGCGCCACGGCCGACUGCGCCCCGCGCGCCCCCGCCGGGUCCCGCUCGAACCGCCUGCCAUGGCCGACACCUGA